Messenger RNA from Caenorhabditis angaria, 12214 nucleotides. NCBI's taxonomy places the organism in Eukaryota, Metazoa, Nematoda, Chromadorea, Rhabditida, Rhabditidae. The record is from the annotation of a GenBank genome assembly.
AUGUCAGGCCCAACAAGCCCAGCAAAAACCGGCCGACGGAAGUCUGUUAAGUUUCGAUGCCUGUAAAGCCGACAUCCACAAACAUUGCCAGAAACCCGAUGUUGAUUUGACUUCGGAUAUGUCGAUUUUAGAAUGUCUACAAGAUGCGGGACAAUCUGAAAGUGAAACAUUGAGCGAACAAUGCGAACGAUUGGUUUGGGAUUUUAAAGUCAAAUUGACACAGGAUGAUCGAUUUUUGACCGCUGCUAAACAAUAUUGUGAAGAGGAAUUGAAGGGAAAUUCAGGUGCGGGUCAAGAAAAUUAUAUAAUUUUCAAGUAGAAUAGGGAAUUUCCAGUCAUUUUUAACGAAAAUGACUGGAAAUUCAUGAUUUCUGUUGAAAAUUUGAAGAAAAUCCGAUAUUUCUAAGCCGGAUCUUGAAAUUUCCAGUGAUUCUCAUAAUUUCUUGAAUUCAGCGGUUUCAGAGGAUUGUCUGAAACUUCUGAAUUUCUGAAAAUCUGAAAAAUGACUGAAAAUUUCAAGAUCCCGCGCAGGGGAACCUAUCGCCAAUUUUUGAAAUUAAAAAUUGGUGAUUUACAGUGAAAACUAGCUGAAAAUUCUGGAAAAUCCAGGAUUUCAUUGCUAUUUUAUGAAAAAUCCGAUAAUUUUUAGCCGGAUCUUGAAAUUUCCAGUUAUUCUUAAGAUUUCUUGAAUCCAGCGGUUUCAGAGGAUAGUUCUGAAACUCCUGAAUUUCAGAAAAUCUGAAAAUGGCUGGAAAUUUUGAGCUCCCGCGCAGGGGAAUCUAUCGCCAAUUUUUUAUUUGAAAAAUCCGAUAAUUUUUAGCCGGAUCUUGAAAUUUCCAGUCAUUCUCAAGGUUUCUUGAAUUCAGCGGUUUCAGAUGAUUGUUCUGAAACUCCUGAAUUUCAGAAAAUCUGAAAAUGACUGGAAAUUUCGAGAUCUCGCGCAGGGGAACCUAUCGUCAAUUUUUUAUUUGAAAAAUCCAAUAAUUUUAAGCCGGAUCUUGAAAUUUCCAGUCAUUCUCAGGAUUUCUUGAAUUUAGCGGUUUCAGAGGAUAGUUCUGAAACCCCUGAAUUUCUGAAAAUCUGAAAAAUGACUGGAAAUUUCGAGAUCCCGCGCAGGGGAACCUAUCGCCAAUUUUUAAAAUGAAAAAUUCCAAGAUUCCCCCUUUGCCACGUCAUAACUCAAUUCCAUUUUCCAGCCAUGAGUUGGUGUGUUAGCCUAACUCAACAAGGAUACGCUUUGAGUUGUCUCAUCGAUUUUCUGCCAAACAUCACAGCCACCACCAAAUGUCACGCAUUUUUGAGUAAGUUGGGUGAAAAUUAUCGAUUUUUAGGGUUUUUUUCACCCGGAAACACCCUAAAUCCCUUAAAAAAUCAAUUCCAGGUCGUACCGAGAGAUUAGCCUUCUCCGAUUUCCGUUUGGUCGGACCAUUCAUCACAAAAUGCAAAUCGGUGCUGGACCAAUUUGGGUGCAAUACUUUGACACCAAACGCGGCUCAUAAAGGAGUUCGAGUUGCUCACACACAAGGAAUGGCUCUUGAGUGCAUUUUGGAUAAAGUUGUUAAAAAUGCGAAGAGCCAGGUGCGGAAAAGCUGAAAAUCUUUGAUCACUGCUGAAAAUCCGAUAAUUUUGAGCCGGAUCUUGAAAUUUCCGGCCAUUUUUGUGGUUUCUUGAAUUUGGGGGGUUUUCUGAAACCGCUGAAUUUCAGAAAAUCUGAAAAUUGCUGGAAAUUCCGAGCUCCCGCGCAGGGGAACCUAUCGCCAAUUUUUUAUUUGAAAAAUUUUGGGUUUCUGGCUGAAAAUUCUGAAUUCUAGAGAUUUUUAGCCCGAAAACGUGUACAAAAUUUUUGAGAAAUGAAAUUUUUUGAAUUUAAAUUCAAAACGUGACAUUUCAUAAAUCCCAAAAAAUAUCAGAAAUUUUUGGGGAAAAAUAAUUAUUUUUGUCAAUUUUUACCAUAAGAAAUUGUGAGUUUCUGGGAAAAUUUUGUAUGAGAAAAUUAAUUUUCGUACCAAAAAUAUAAAAGAAGCUCACAAUUUUAGCUGAAAAUGUGAUAAAUUCGAUAAAUUUGAGCCGGAUCCGAAAUUUCUAGCCAUUUUCAAAGGUUUCUUGAGUUUGGGGGUUUCAGGGGAUUGUUCUGAAUCCCCCAAAUUGUUAGAAAAUCUGAAAAUUGCUGGAAAUUUCGAGAUCCCGCGCAGGGGAACCUAUCGCCAAUUUUUGAAUUGAAAAUUCGAAAUUUUCAGUGAAAACUAACUGAAAAUUGACGAAAAAUACAAAGUUCACUUUAAAUUCCGAGAAAAAUCGAUAUUUUAAAGCUAGAAUUGCCGGAUCUUAAAAUUUCCAGUCAUUCUCAAGAUUUCCUGGGUUUCAGAAAACUUCUGAAAUCCUCGAAAAUCUGAAAAUGGCUGGAAAUUUCGAGAUCCCGCGCAGGGGAACCUAUCGCCAAUUUUUGAAUUGAAAAAUCCAAUAAUUUCAAGCCGGAUCCGAAAUUUCCAGCCAUUUUCAAAGGUUUCUUGAAUUUGGGGGCUUCAGAAGAUUGUUCUGAAUCCCCCAAAUUGUUACAAAAUCUGAAAAUGACUGGAAAUUUCGCGAUCCCGCGCAGGGGAACCUAUCGCCAAAUUUUUAUUUGAGAAUUUUGCAGGCCGAUGCUCUCGCAAUCCUCGGAGAUGAUUGUAAACACGAAGUUCUUCGCUUAGCUGAAAUGCAAGCCGAUGAUUUCCACUUAGAUCGUCCGCUUUUCUUCGCCUGUCGUCAAGAUCGUGAAAAAUAUUGCAAAGAUGUUCCAUCAGGUCAAGGAAAAGUGUUCGAAUGUUUGAUAAUGCAUAGAAAUGAUCAAUUUAUGGAUGCACAAUGUGCAAAUCUAUUGGCUGAACGAGCUUAUUUAAUGGGAAGAGAUUAUCGAUUGGCACAUCCGCUAACUAAAGCUUGCUCAGCCGAAAUGGCACGCUAUAAAUGCGAACCACAAAAUCAAUUGGAAUCGGCCGCCCAUUUCCAUUUGGCCUGGAUUUUGUUGUGUUUGGAGAAUGGGGCUAAUCAACCGGAACAUAAGGAGAUUCCACCGGGAGAACAGUGUAUGCAUGAAAUGGUUACCCAUCGACAAAUGAUGAUGCAGAAUUUUAGGUAUUGCUGAAAUCUGGCUGAAAUUUGGGGAAAAUCCGAAUUUUUUGAAGAUUUGGGAACUUCAGAAGGUUUUCUUUGCCUUAAAGAAGAUUUUCUGAAAUUCCCUGAAAAAAGAGAACUCUUUUUGCCGAAAAUCCAUGAAAAACCAUAAUUUCUAGCCGGAUCUUGAAAUUUCCAGUCAUUUUUGAGGUUUCUUGGAUUUGGGGGUUUCAGAAGGUUGUCUGAAACCCCGAAAUUUUUUGAAAAUCUGAAAAUGGCUGGAAAUUUCGAGCUCCCGCGCAGGGGAACCUAUCGUCAAUUUUUUAUUCGAAAAUUUGAGAUUUUUGAGCAAAAAUUGGAUGAAAACUAUAAUUUCAGACCGAAAAUCCUGAAUCUUUGAAUGUCACGUUCAGAAAUUUGAAAAAAAUCAUUUUUUUUUCAAUUUUCAAAUUUCAAAAUUCCACGAAAAAUCUUGAAAUUCCUAAUUUUCCCUAAAAUUUUAUGAAAAUCAAUAAUUUUAAGCCGGACCUCUGAAUUUCCAGUCAUUUUCAAGGUUUCGUGGAUUUGGGGGUUUCAGAAGGUUGUCUGAAACCCCGAAAUUUUUGAAAAUCUAAAAAUGGCUGGAAAUUUCGAGCUCCCGCGCAGGGGAACCUAUCGCCAAUUUUUUAUUUGAAAAUUUGAGAUUUUUGGGCAAAAGUUGGCUGAAAAUUGGUAUGAAAAUUGAAAAAAAUCAUUUUUUUUUUGAUUUUUUGAAUUAAAUAUUCCUAAUUUUCUCUAGAAUUUUAUGAAAAUCAAUAAUUUUAAGCCGGACCUCUAAAUUUCCAGUCAUUUUCAAGGUUUCUUGAAUUUGGGGGUUUCAGAAGGUUGUCUGAAACCCCGAAAUUUUUGAAAAUCUAAAAAUGACUGGAAAUUUCGAGCUCCCGCGCAGGGGAACCUAUCGCCAAUUUUUGAAUGUGAAUUUUCCGAGCGACGCAAGUCGCGAGUGUAAACCGGAAGCUUGCGCGAAGCGCCGCUAUCUUCCGCGAACGCGGCAACCUCGCGGAGUUUCGCGGAAGCUUACCCCUCACUAAAAUCCUUUUCUCCAGAAUGGCUCCCGAAUUGGUGCUGAAUUGUGCUCAAGAAAUCGACAAAUUCUGUUCGCCACGUGGCGACAUCGAAGCCGAAGGCCGAACUCUUCACUGUCUCAUGGAACACGCUGAAACUCGAAACGAAAGUCUGAAAUUGGGCCCACAAUGUGUUCAAGCUGUCAAACAAGUUGUAAAAGUGGCAGAUAUCGGAAGAAACUAUAAAGUUGACAAGGUUUUGUAUGCAUCCUGUAGAGCUCUAAUCGAUGGAGCAUGCUCACAAGAUGCCAAUUCAGAACUCUCAACUUUACAAUGUUUAAUGAGACAUGUGGAUAAUCCGGAUAUGACACCGAUUUGUGAGAAACGAUUGCUUGAAGUGCAAUAUUUUAUGGCCAGGGAUUGGACUUUGGAACCCGAAUUGUAUGAGGCUUGCCAUCAGGAGGCUGUGUCACGAUGUUCGGCAUUGGAUAAUUGGCAUCAACAACAUAAUACCGAUAAUCAAAUUGAUCCCGGACCGCAGGUUUUGGCGUGUUUGUAUCGAAGUGCUUAUGAUGAACAGAAUCCGGUGAGUUUUUGAAGAAAUCACGAAAAACGGGUUUUUACACGAUUUUCCCCAUGAAAAUCUGAGGUUUUUGCUGAUUUUUACCUGAAAAAUCAUGAAUUUUGACGAAAAAUGGGGUUUUCUGUGAUUUUCCCUAUGAAAAUCUGGUCUAAAUAAGGUUUUUGCUGAUUUUUACCUGAAAAAUCAAUAAAUGUGAUAAAAAUAAGGUUUUUAUUGAUUUUUGCCUGAAAAAUUACAUGGUUUCUAUUGAAUACCAUGAAAAUCUGAGGGUUUUGCUGAUUUUUACCGGAAAAAUCAUGAAUUUGGAUGAAAAAUGGGUUUUUAUUGAUUUUUGCCUGAAAAAUCACAUGAUUCUAUUGAAUACCAUGAAAAUCUGAGGUUUUUGCUGAUUUUUACCUGAAAAAUCAUGAAUUUUGACGAAAAAUGGGGGUUUCUAUGAUUUUCCUCUUUAAAAUCUGGUUUUUCAGUGAAAGCUUCCAGAAAAAUGCAAAAAUCUCGUAAUUUUUGAUGAAAAACUGAUAAUUUUAAGCCGGACCUUGAAAUUUCCAGUCAUUUUCAAGAUUUCUUGAAUUCGGGGCUUCAGAUGAUGUUUUGAAGCCCCCAACUUCUUGAAAAUCUGAAAAUGGCUGGAAAUUUUGAGCUCCCGCGCAGGGGAACCUAUCGCCAAUUUUUGAAUUGAAAUUUGAAGAAAUUCGGAUUUUCCAAUGAUAAUUUGGGCAUUGCUCAUGUUAGAAACAUCCCAAAAAUCGUGUGGAAAAUGUAAAAAUUCAUGAAAUUUAUCAGAAAAACCUAAUUCCUAGUUAAAAUUUGAUAAAAGUGCUGUUAAAUCUUGAAAAUCAGUUUGUAAUACCUUAAAUUUAUCAGAAAAUUCAUAGAAUUCAUCAAAAACUUCUGGGUUGUCCUCAAAAAUUCUCCAAAAAUCAAAAAAAAUUGAUUAAAAUAUUUGAAAUUCAAUAAAAGUUCCUAUAUUUUUGCAGCUCUCCGUUCAAUGCGGAACUCAAGUGCGUCAACUUCUCCGCCUCCGCGCAGCCCGUGUAAAUCUCGUACCAGAAAUCGAAGAUGCAUGCCGUGAUGCUCUUUCCAAUUAUUGUUCACACAAUGUAAAACCGAUGGAAGAAAUGAUGUGCCUUCAACAGAAUUUCGAAAAAGAACAAUUCAAAAUGAAACAUGCGGAUUGUUAUAAUGAAAUUCGAAGAUUCACUGAAAUGGAAGCGAAAGAUACGAAAUUGAAUAGAUUAUUGACGAAAGCAUGUAAACCUGUGAUAUCGACGCAUUGUAAUCAAUUUGCAAAUGAGGAAAUUGAUCAUGGAGAUGUGUUGGAGUGUUUGGUUAAUAAUAAGGUAUGGGAUGAAAAUUCCCUUGAAAAUACAAGGUUUUUACGUGAAAUUUGAAGAAAAUUGGGUUUUUCCAUGAUUUUCCCCAUGAAAAUCUGAGGUUUUUGAUGAUUUUUACCUGAAAAAUCACUCAUUUCAACAAAAAGGGUUUUUUCAUGAUUUUCCCCUUGAAAAUCUGAUAUAAAAUAUGGUUUUCAGUGAUUUUAACCUGAAAAAUCAUUAAAUUGAAGAAAAAUGGGGUUUUCCAUGAUUUUCCCUAUGAAAAUCUGAGGUUUUUGAUGAUUUUUACUUGAAAAAUCAUGAAAUUUGAAGAAAAUGAGUUUUUUGGUGAUUUUUACUUGAAAAAUCACAAAAAUUAUUAAAGAUGAAGGUUUUUAGGGAUUUUUACCUGAAAAAUUAUGAAAUUUGAUAAUAGUCAGCUUUUCUGGUGAAUCUUACCCAAAAAAAAUUCGAAAAUUUGAAAAUUUCAAGAAAAACUGCGAAAAUUUCAUAAAAACCCGAAUAUUCAGCUACUAAAUCCCAAAUUUUCAACAUGAAAUUAAAUUUUGACCCAAGAAAUGUACACCACAAGCUUCCGCGAGGUUUCCGCGUUCGCGGAAGAUUGUGGCGCUUCGCGCAAGCUUGCGGUGUACAAAAAAAUCGACAGUUCUAUAAGCCGGAUCCAAAAUCUCGCAUAAUUUGGGAAAUUUUGCUCGAAAAUUGAAAAAUUUGGCGAGAUUUUGAGAUCCCGCACAGGGGAACCUAUCGCCAAUUUUUGAAUUGGAAUUCCGCAAGCUUGCGCGAACGCGGAAAGGUUGCGGAAGCUCGAAAAAUCAUGGAAAAAACCAUAUUUUGAUCUAUAAUUAAAUGAAAAAUGUCAUAGAACCUCUCGAAUCAGCUCAAAAACUGUAAAACUCAUCAAAAAUUUAAGGAUCAUACAGUAGUCAUCUUUAAAAAAACCCCUGAAAUUAAAUUAAGGCUAGAAAUGACCAGAAAAUGUUCUAGAACUGUUAAAAAUAGCCCAAAAACCUCAAAUUUCUGAUAUUUUUAAAGGAACAUACAGUAACCUUGUCAAUUUUCCAGAAUUCCCAACAAAUGACAUCAAAAUGUCGUUCCUAUGUCAAUCAUUUCGAAUUAAUUUCCCUUCGCGACUAUCAUUUCUCAUUCAAAUUCGAACAAGCCUGCAAAGCUGAUAUUUCAAUGAAUUGUCGUGAUCACAAUAAUGACAAAGGCGAAAUCAUCCGAUGUUUAUCCGAAGUUCGAUUCGAACACAAAGUUCUUGGAGCGGCGAAAGAUUUGACGGAUGAAUGCAAGAAACAAUUGAAAGUCGCCUAUCUUCAACAAGAACAGGUAGAAGUGAGUUUGCGAUUGGUUUUGGUAAUGUGUUUUGUGUGGCAGAAAUAGAAGUAGAGUUAGGAUAAGUUGGGAUGGAAAAUGAGGGGAAAAUUUGGAUUUUUUGGAGAAAAAUGGUUGAUUUUUGAUGAAAAAUUGAAAAUUCUGGCACAAAAGAGGAAAUUUUGAAUUUUUAAAUUUUGCGCCAAAAAUCUACUCGAAUUACUGUAGGUUUUUGGCGCCAAGAUGGAAAUUUUUGAAUUUUUAAAUUUCGCGCCAAAAAUCUAUUCGAAUUACUGUAGGAUUUCUGGCGCCAAAAAUUAGAAUUUUUAAAUUUGGCGCCAAAAAUCUACUCGAAUUACUGUAGGUUUUUGGCGCCAAAAUGGAAAUUUUUGAAUUCUUAAAUUUCGUGCCAAAAAUCAGAAUGUUCAAAUUUCGCGCUGAAAUUUAUGCUUAAAUUUCGGAUUUUCUGAAAAUUUCAAAUUUUUGCCCUCAUUUUCCAGCCCUAUUUUUUGUGUCUGCAAAUUUUUAAGCUGAAAAAUUCAUGUUAUUUUCAUCUUAGACUAACUUAGGCUAACUUUAACUUACACUAACUUAUAUGUGCUUUUCUUUCCUAUCUUUUUAUCACAUUUUUGAGUUUUUUGAGUUUUUCACCUACAAGGGACCAUUUUUUCCAGAAAAUCUGGAAAUUUCAGAAAAAUUGAAAUUUUUCAAUGGAAAAUAAUCAAAAAUUCGGAAUUUUCAGUGAAAAAUGAUUCAGAAAAUACAAAAAUCUAGAAAUUUUCAGAUUCCUUAAAAAAAUGGUCCCUUUUUGUUACUUUGUCCAAUGUUUGCGUUUUGGGUUUCAAUAUUUCAGUUUUCCUUUUUUUCUAACCAAAAAGCAUGUUUGAAUGAGGCAUUGCUCAGUUUAACUGGGAAAUUGUGGAUUUUUGGAGCGAUUUUGAGCCCGGAAGGGGUAUUUUUGAGCAUUGCUCAUAUUAAGAAAAUUUUCGGCAUUGCUCAUAUUAUACUCCCUCCAAAAAUCCACAAUUUUUGCACGUUUUUCACCAACAUUGCUCAUAUUAAAAUAGUCCUACAGUAGGGCAUUUAUAAUAUGAUCAAUCCCCUCUCUCCUAUUAUUGCUCAUAUUAUAAUAGCCCUACUGUAGAUAUUCCCUAGUCUUCUACCAUUGCUCAUAUUAUAAUAACUCUACUGUAGGGCAUUUAUAAUAUGAGCAAUCCCCUCUCUCCUAUUAUUGCUCAUAUUUUAACAGCCCUACAGUAGGGAUAUUAUAAUAUGAGCAAUCCCACCCCGUCCCCCUUCUCCCAUGUUCCUUUGAACUCUACAGUACCUCUACACCCCCUUCUUCAAUUUUCAGUUUGACGACAAAGAGCACAUGUCUGAAGCCGAUCCGAAAUUGUCGCAAAAAUGUUCGCGCGAAAUUGUCCAAUUCAAAUGUAAUCAAGCGGAAACCUUUGAAGACACUAUCGAAUGUUUACGAUUGAAUUUCGAACAACUCGGACCCGAUUGUAAACAAAUGAUAUUUUAUCGAGAGAAAAUUGAGGCCGCAGAUAAUUCGAUGGAUGAUGAAUUGCAGAAAAAGUGCAAGUUGGUGACAUUUUUUGGGGAGGAAAACUGGGGGAAAAUCUGAAUUUCUGAAGGAAAAUAAGCGGAGAACUAGUUUUUUAAUGAAAAAUUCAAAAAAAAAUCUGAUUUUCUAGGGAAAAAUAAGCCAAAAAUGAGGUUUUCUGUUGAAAAUUUUUCUCAGAAUUGAUCCUGAGAUUCAGCCUAAAAUUGAGCCUGAAAUUAGGUCUUAAAUUGAGCCUAAAUUUAACCCUAUAACUCUAGAUUGACCUAAAAUUAGGCCCACAACUUAGUCUGAAUUGAGCCUGAAAUGACCUAAAAUUAAGUUCACAACUUAGCCUAAAUUGAGCCUGGAAUCAGGCCGAAAAUUUAACCUAAAUUGGGCUUAAAAUACACCUAAAAUCAAGCCUAGAAUUGAGCCUAAGAACCUUAAAUUAAAUAUAAAACUAGGUCUAAAAUUGGCCUCAAAUUAAAUUCCUUAACCCUGAAAUUAGGUCUAAAAUUGAGAAUUCCUAAAAUUAGGUUCACAACUUAGCCUAAAUUGAGCCUGAAGUUAGGCCAGAAAUUAGGUCUCUAAUUGAGCUUUGAAAAUAAGCCUGAAAUUGAACAUAAGCUAGGCCUGAAAUUAAAAUUAGGUCUAAUUUUAAGCUUGAAAUUAAAUCUGAAAUCAAACCUUAAACUGAACCUAAAAUUGGCCUUAAAUUAAACCUAAAAUCAAGCCUAAUUUUCACCUUAAAUCUAGCCUGAAAUUAAGCUUAACACUAGGUCUACUACUUAGCCUAAAUUUAAGCCUAAAAUAGAGCCUAAAUUAAACCCCUAAACCUGAAAUUAAGCCCAAAAUUGACCUUACAUUUAUCUUAAAUCAAGCCUUAAUUAAGGCUCUCAACUAAGCCUAGAAUCAAACCUGGAAUUGAUCCCUAACAAGAUCCAACUUCUACUUCCAUAAUUCCAGAUAUGAUCUCGGAAAAUUCUGCUCAAAUGCAGAUCCAGACAAUGUUCUCGAAUGCCUAACCAACUCAAAAAUCGUCCGUUUACUCCAAAGAGAAUGCAAAGCUGUAGUAAAAGAACGAAUGAAGGAAUCAGCACGAGAUGUUCGACUUAGACCAAGUCUAUUAGUUGCCUGCAAACCGGAAGCGGAAAAAUAUUGUCCGGAAGAUUUGAAAAAGAUCAAUAUGCCCCAAUAUAGUCAACAAAUAUUGGAUGGAGUUGUUGUGAAUUGUUUAAGAGAGCAAUUUAGAAAAUCGAUAAGUGAUCAGACACAAAUUGAGAUGAGUGUACAAUGCUCGUCGGAAAUUAGCAGAGCGAUUGUUGAAGCGGAAUUUGAUGCUGAAUUGGAUCCGCCACUUUAUAAUGCGUGUAAGGCGACGAUUAAUUUGCAUUGCUCAGCGGCUGUUAUGCAUUCGGUAAGGGUUUUUACUCCAAAAAUUCGAAAUUUUUAAGAAAAAUGGGUUUUUGCAUGAUUUUCCCCAUGAAAAUCUGAGGUUUUUGAUGAUUUUUACCUGAAAAAUCAUGAAAUUUGAUAAAACUGAAGGUUUUUAGUGAUUUUUACCCAAAAAAUCACGAAAUUUGGAAGAAAAAUGGGUUUUCCCGUGAUUUUUAUCUGAAAAAUCACAAAAAUUAUUAAAGAUGAAGGUUUUUAGUGAUUUUUACCUCAAAAAUCACGAGAAAUUUGAAAAUUCCACGAAAUCCACGAAAUUUAGCUUUAAAAUCCCAAAUUUUCAACCUGAAAUUGAAUUUUGACCUAAAAAUGUAUACCGCAAGCUUCCGCGAGGUUGCCGCGUUCGCGGAAGAUUGUGGCGCUUCGCGCAAGCUUGCGGUGUACAAAAAACCCGACAUUUCCAUAAGCCGGAUCCAAAAUCUCGCAUAAUUUGGGAAAUUUUCUCGAAAAAUUGAAAAAUUCGGCGAGAUUUUGAGAUCCCGCGCAGGGGAACCUAUCGCCAAUUUUUUAUUUGAAUUGGGAUUUUUUUCCGCAAGCUUGCGCGAACGCGGAAAGGUUGCGGAAGCAUUUUUUGGGACCAAAAAUGUUCAAUUUUAUCAGAUUUUUGUAGGAAAAAUCACAAAAAAUCCCAAAUUUUCCAAUUUUCCUCAAAUUUCUCCCCAAAAAAACCCAAUUUUUCUCCAGGGAGGCCACUUUGACAAUGUUUUGGAAUGUCUCAAAGCCGACUUCAACAAUGGAGCAAUCCGAGAUAAAUCGUGCUCGGCUCAAGUUGCUCGACGACUUCAAGAAACUAUGGUCGACAUUCAUUUGGAUCCGAUUUUGCACAGCGCGUGUGCAAAUGAUAUUAGAAAACACUGUAAUGAUGUUCCGCCGGGACAUAGUAGAAGUGAGCAUUUUUCGGGGGAGCUUGGGGAAAAAAUGAGCCAAAAUUCAUGAAAUUUGAUGGAAAAUGAGCAUUUCUCAUGUUAAGAGCGUUAUUUUGACACUAAAUAAGGUGUUGCUCAUGUUAUGAUCAAGUUCAAGCUCUUAAUAUGAGCAAUAUGUUGUUUAGAAUCAAAAUAUAGCUCUUAACAUGAGCAGCCGAAUUUUAACAAAUUAAUAUGAGCAAUGUGCUGUUUAGUAUCAAAUUAAAGCUCUUAACAUGAGCAAUCCGAAUUUUCACCAAAUUAAUAUGAGCAAUGUGUUUUCUAGAAUCACUUAACCUGAGCAAUCCGAAUUUUAACUAAUUAAUAUGAGCAAUGUGUUGUUUAGUAUCAAAAUAUAGCUCUUAACAUGAGCAAUCCGAAUUUUAACUAAUUAAUAUGAGCAAUGUGUUGUUUAGUAUCAAAAUAUAGCUCUUAACAUGAGCAAUCCGAUUUUCAACCAUUUUUUUCCAGUUGUCAUGUGUUUGGUCGAUGUUGCUGAUAAUAAAGGAGAAGAAUUGACGAGAGAAUGUAAAUCGAAAUUGUCAGAUAGAAAUAAGCUAUGGAUGAAAGCGCAUGCUGUGAGUUUUUUUUGGGCUGAAAAUGUCUGGGAAAAGCUGAAAAAUCUGGAUUUUUGAGUGUAAAUUUGGGUUUUCUGACGAAUUUUUCAAGAAAAAUCCUAUUUUUUAGCUGAAAAUUUGACAAGAAAUGCCGAAAUUCAGCCAUAUUUGACUGAAAAAGCUGAAAAUUCAAGAUAAUUUUGUUUCCAGGAGCAUCAAAUGGCUCUUCCGGAUUCCUGGCACGCUUUAGCCAAUCUUGUAAUGGACCACCCACAAAGAUAUACAAUUUUGACGUAUUUGGGAGGAUUUGUGUUCUUUGUGCUAUUGAUUGGUUGUUGUUGUGGAAGAGUUAGCAAAAGACAAUAUCAGGAGAUGAAAAAUCGAUAA